AAAUUAAGUAGCUGCUUCUCGGACCAUGAGCUGCUGUCUUCAGUCUUCAGUCUCAACUCUUCAACAGUGUCAAAAUGUGCGGCAAUCCAAACACGCGACUUCUCUCGCGUCUCAUCAUCGAUUUUCUGCUGCUGCUGGCCAUCUACUGUGUUGCCUUGGUGGUGCUGCCCCAGCAACUGCAGACGGUGCAACGUGGCUUCCACUGCAGCGAUGACAGUCUACAUUAUCCCUAUCGCCAGGCCUGGCUGACGAAGAUCCACUUGACCAUUGUUGUUGUGGCUUUGCCUGCAGCCUUCAUUCUUGUCGUGGAGAUGCUGCGAGCUGCCUUCGUGCCCAGCUCAGCGGAGCUGAAGCAAAGAUUCGUUUUCGUUGGCGCUCGCAUUCCCAGCUUUAUCAGCGAGUGCUACAAGAUCGUUGGCGUCUAUCUGUUUGGUCUCGGGCUUACUUUGCUUGUGAUUCGAGUGACCAAAUACUCAACGGGUCGCUUGCGUCCCUACUUCUUUGAUGUAUGUCAGCCCAAAUGGAGUUCAGAGGAUGACUUAGAGGAGGAAGACGACCAACAGCUGCUAAGUUGCGAACUGCUGUCGCCGGGCAAUGCCACCAGCUACAUUGGGGACUACAAGUGCACCGAGUUUGCCGCCUCGCUGGAGCUGCUGUCGCUGGUUCGUCAUUCGUUCCCUAGCGGCUUUGCAACGUCCACCAGCUAUGCGAUGUUCUUCCUCAUCUAUUAUGCCCAGGCGCGUCUCUUUGCCCCUUGGCUGCGUCUGCUGCGCUCCACGCUGCAGUUGGCUUGUGGCGCCAUCGCGCUGCUCGUGUGCUUGGAGCGCAUUUCCACCAACCAAAACCACAUCUCGGAUGCCGCUGCGGGCGUCUUCCUAGGCGCCACCUUGGCCUCUUUUGUGGCCGUGUUUGUGGCGCAUCUGUUUCGGCAGGUGAGAGUGAAGCGACGUCAGUGGCCCAGGAAUGAACAGAUCUAUGGUUAUGCUGGUUACUAUAAUCGCGCCACCUACGGCUAUUAGCUUCUAAGUAUAAGUCUUUUUGUAAGUGUAUAACUCAAUAAAUGUAUGCAAGAGUGUGGAAUGUGUUUCAUUC
Molecule: messenger RNA, 1092 nt
Organism: Drosophila nasuta
Lineage: Eukaryota; Metazoa; Arthropoda; Insecta; Diptera; Drosophilidae
Product: putative phosphatidate phosphatase
Exons: 1
Coding region: 75-1019 (314 amino acids)
Biological process (GO): phospholipid metabolic process; phospholipid dephosphorylation; signal transduction
Cellular component (GO): plasma membrane
Molecular function (GO): phosphatidate phosphatase activity
Source: RefSeq, a predicted model, not a curated record